Triticum urartu is the source of this 2517-nucleotide messenger RNA. The record is from RefSeq and is a predicted model, not a curated record. NCBI's taxonomy places the organism in Eukaryota, Viridiplantae, Streptophyta, Magnoliopsida, Poales, Poaceae.
ACGCGCACCCCGUCCCUUCUGGUACCGCACCUCUCGGAGCGACAAUGGACCUCCUCAGGCCGCUCGCGCUCGCGGCGCUGUGCGUCGUACUGCUCGCCGCCGUCGCCGGCGCCGCGGCGACGGCCACGGAUGUGGAGGCCCAGUCCUCCUACAUCGUGCACGUCGCGGAAGCGCACGCGCCGCGGCUGCCACGCCGCGGCCUGCUGACAACCCGCGGGUACGGCUCGUUCCUGCGGGACCGCAUCCCCGUCGAGAUGUCCAGCCCGGCGCCGAGCGUGCUCUACUCCUACGAGCACGCCGCCACGGGCUUCGCGGCGCGGCUCACGGAGCGCCAGGCCGCGCAGCUGGCGUCGUCGGGCUCGGUGCACGCCGUCGUGCCCGACACGAUGCAGGAGCUGCACACCACCCUCACCCCGUCCUUCCUCGGCCUCUCGCCGUCCUCCGGGCUGCUCAAGGCAUCCAACGGGGCCACGGACGUCGUCAUCGGGGUCAUCGACACCGGCGUCUACCCGGAAGGCCGCCCGUCCUUCGCCGCCGACCCGUCGCUGCCGCCCCCACCGAGCAAGUUCCGCGGCGGGUGCGUCUCGGGUCCGUCGUUCAACGGCUCCGCGCUCUGCAACAACAAGCUCGUCGGCGCCAAGUUCUUCCAGCGGGGGCAGGAGGCUCUACGCGGCCGUGCGCUCGGCGCGGACUCCAAGUCGCCGCUAGACUCCAACGGCCAUGGCACCCACACCUCCUCCACCGCCGGUGGCUCUGCUGUCGCGGGCGCCGGCUUCUUCGACUAUGCCAGAGGAAAAGCCGUCGGCAUGGCCCCGGGCGCGCGCAUUGCCGUCUAUAAAGCGUGCGGGGAGGAAGGGUGCGCGAGCUCUGACAUCCUCGCCGCGUUUGAUGAGGCCAUCGCGGACAAUGUCGACGUUCUCUCUGUCUCCCUCGGCGCCGUCGGCACGGCCCCGAACUUUUAUAGCGAUAACACCGCCGUGGGCGCGUUCCGCGCCGUCAGCAAGGGCAUCGUCGUCUCCGCCUCCGCGGGAAACUCCGGCCCCGGAGAUUCCACCGCAUGCAACAUAGCGCCAUGGUUCUUGACGGUCGGCGCGUCCACACUCAACCGCCAAUUCCCAGGCGAUGUCGUUCUCGGCAACGGCCAGACCUUCACGGGCACUACUCUCUAUGCCGGCGAGCCGCUCGGCGCGACCAAGAUACCGCUGGUCUACGGAGGGGACGCGGGCUCCAAAGUGUGCGAGGAGGGAAAGCUGAACGCUACCAAGGUCGCGGGGAAGAUUGUUCUAUGUGAAUCGGGUGUAAAUGCCCGAGCAGCGAAACCAUAUGCCGUCAAGCUCGCCGGUGGCGCCGGAGCGAUCCUCGCGAGCACAAAAUCAUUCGGCGAGCAGUCCAUCACCAGCCCGCAUGUCCACCCCGCCACGGCUGUGUCAUUUGUCGACGCCGAGAAGAUCUUCAAGUACAUACGCGCGCAAACAUCCCCUACCGCGACGAUCGUCUUCCGCGGCACCGUGGUCGGCCCGACGCCUCCAUCCCCUAGAAUGGCGUCCUUCUCGAGCCGCGGGCCAAACUUCCGCGCGCCGGAGAUCUUCAAGCCGGACGUGACCGCGCCCGGCGUGGACAUCCUCGCCGCUUGGACAGGCGCCAACUCACCCACGGAGCUCGAGAGCGACACGAGGCGGGUGAAGUACAACAUCAUAUCGGGCACGUCCAUGUCAUGCCCACACGUGAGCGGCAUCGCCGCGCUGCUCCGGCAGGCGAGGCCAGAGUGGAGCCCGGCGGCCAUCAAGUCCGCGCUGAUGACCACCGCGUACAACGUGGACAGCUCCGGCGGCGUGAUCGGUGACAUGUCCACCAGCGACGCGUCCACGCCGUUCGCGCGAGGGGCCGGGCACAUCGACCCCAACAGCGCCGUGAACCCAGGCCUCGUCUACGACGCCGGCACGGAGGACUACAUCAACUUCCUGUGCGCGCUGGGCUACACCGCCAAGCAGGUCGCCGUCUUCGGCUCGUCCAUCAGCUGUUCGAAGCGCGCGGGCUCCUCGGUCGGCGACCACAACUACCCCGCCUUCUCGGUGGUGUUCGCCUCGAACAAAGUGGCGGUCGUCACGCAGCGCCGUGUCGUGCGCAACGUCGGCAGCGACGCCGCGGCUGCGUACACGGCGAAGAUCACCGCCCCGGACGGCGUUCGCGUCACGGUGAGCCCCGAGACGCUGCAGUUCAGCCCGACGGAGAAAACACAGGAGUACGUGCUCACCUUUGCGCAACGAACCACCAGUAGCGUCACGGAGAAGUACACGUUCGGGUCGAUCGAGUGGAGCGACGGCGAGCACUCGGUGACGAGCCCUAUCGCCGUCACUUGGCCGACGAGCAAGGUUGCAGAGAUGUGAAUGUGAUCGCCGUUGGGUGUGUACUAGUACAUAGUACGUGCGAUUAUGCGAGAAUUUAUCUCAUUUGCUGUAAGUUUCACUUCCUGUGGUUGAAUCAAUUAAUCAAGAUUCUUACUUUUUGAUUUCAAAA